AUGCAACUUAGAUUUAGACGAACUUGUCGAAUUCGAUGGUUUCUUAUUCUUUUUAUUGUUUUAAUUAUAUUAUUCUUUUUAAUCAAUAAAUGGUUGAUUUAUACACCAUCAAGUAUUGAUUUUCUUGAAUUAAAUGCUUGUCCUACUUGUUUUGGUAUAAGUCUAUGUCAUCUAUUUGAAACAAAUAAUGUUCAAUUAUCAGGUUGGCAACGUUUUUCAUUUUUUAAUAAUGAUCUAUUUAAUAUAAAAAAUAUCUAUUAUGGUACAUUAAAAAAUCAACUAGUUAUUUUCAAAAAAAUGGCUCAUCAAAGUGAAUGGAUUAUGUUUGAUGUUUGUCGUCAGAACCGAUCAUGUUUUCAACAAAUAAAAACAACUUUAACAACACUUUUACCUUGUUCUAAUUCAACAUUUAUUUCUAAAUUUCAAAAUGCAUUUAUUACUUCAACUGGUUUUAAUAAUUCUGAAGGUCAAAUAUCAUUAGAAACAACUUUACAAAUUAAUCUUGAACCUAUCGUACUAUCAACUUUAUCUAAUUCUGGUCUUCCUAUUCCAUUAUAUUAUGGUGCAUGUGGUCGAGUAGGAGUUGUUAGUAAUGAAGGAUCCAAUCUUGUGUUUUAUCUUCAUUCAUCAUUUCAAUUUCGUGCUUUUCUUGCUCGAGAACUUCUUAUUUCAAUGCAUGAAUUAAACACAGGAAAUUCAGAUAUAAUUAUUUAUUAUCCAGAUGUUAAUCUAGAAAAUUUUGUCUAUAAUCAAUAUGAACGACGAAUAAAAAUUAUUGAUUUAGAAUAUGUAAUUAUUGUUGAACGAAAUUUAUUUUUCAAUACAAAUAUUGAUGAUAAUUAUGAGAAUAGUCAUCGAAAAAUAUUAAAUCCAAAUCAAUAUUGUAGUACAUAUAUGCCUGAUUACAAUGUGAAACAAGUUUGUCGUUAUAUUUUAUUACCACCGAUUGAAACGAAUAAAAGAGAAAUGUCUAGUAAUUUUCUUCAUAGUAUUCCUGAAAAUGUUAAUCAUCAAUGGAAUCUAACAAAUAUGAUAUUAGCAUGUGCACAAACAGAAUCAACUAGUGAACGAUUAGCUCUCUAUGAGCAACUUCUGAAAAUUUUAAGCAAAAUUAUGUAA
Messenger RNA from Rotaria sordida, 1119 nucleotides. The record is from the annotation of a GenBank genome assembly. Lineage: Eukaryota; Metazoa; Rotifera; Eurotatoria; Philodinida; Philodinidae.